Molecule: messenger RNA, 1605 nt
Organism: Aspergillus puulaauensis
Lineage: Eukaryota; Fungi; Ascomycota; Eurotiomycetes; Eurotiales; Aspergillaceae
Product: Dyp-type peroxidase
Exons: 8
Coding region: 1-1605 (534 amino acids)
Cellular component (GO): cytosol
Molecular function (GO): peroxidase activity; heme binding
Source: RefSeq, a predicted model, not a curated record
AUGAUGUCAAGACUUGUCACUUGCUUUGGAAAGCCUGAUCUGAUAUCUGUUUUCCCCUCGUUGACGCCUGAACCUGAGCCUAUCAAAAUGGCGCCCCCACCUGAAGUCCUAAAGGACCUCCAAGGAGAUAUCUGGCCCGGUCUGGGAAAGUCCCAUGAGACAUUCUACUUGUUCAACAUCACAAACCCGGAUGUCUUCAAGAAGAGAGUCAAGGCCCUGGUGGAUCAAAACAAGAUCACCAGCGCCGAGGAAGCCCUCAAGAAAAGAGCCCAGAACAGAGACCCCCACUCGGCUGGGCCUGAGGCUGGCAUCAACGUCGGUUUCAGUCCCCAGGGGAUGCAAAAGCUGAAAUGGUUUUCCAUGGACGACCUCGGCAGAGGAAACACCCUUACCAACCGGCAAUUCUGCGAUGGAGCGGGCACGCUGGCACUCGACCAAGGUCGUGAUAUCAUCGAGGAUUACGAUCCCUGGAUGGUCGGCCACAUCAAGGGUACAAAGGUCAUCCAUGGCGUGUUUAUCAUCUGCGGCGACAAGGAUAGCUGCGAAGCAGGGGAGGCUUUGGUCUCGAAGGCGCUCGGUGACUCGGUUGACCACAUCCACAGCCUCAAGGGGAGUGUUCGGACGGGUGAAGCUAGAGGGUUCGAGCAUUUCGGGUUCAAGGAUACCAUCUCCCAGCCUAGAUUGGAAGGGUGGGACAAGGAAGAUGCAUUGUCGCUUCCUUAUCAGUGCAGACCAGGUGUCAUCGUAAUGAACCACCCCGGCACAAACGGGUUCGAUAAAGAUGUGGGACAGUGGGAGCCCGAGUGGGCGAAGAACGGCAGCUACUUCGUUUUACGCCAGAUGGAGCAGGACGUGGGCAAGUUUAAGGAGCAUGCGAAAAAGCUUGCAGAGGACAAAUCGCUAGGCUUGAACUUGAAACCACAUCAAUUGGAAGCCCGCUUUGUUGGGCGAUGGCACAGCGGGGCGCCCCUUGAGCACUUCCCCAAGGAAGACCCUGCAAAGGACAAGAAUGGCCCGCAAUGGGACUUCGGUAACAAGUGGGAGUACAAUGAGCCCUUUGAUGAGAUGAAGUGCCCUUACGGCUCCCACAUCCGCAAGUCAAACCCCCGAAACACCUUCAACCAGUCGCCACACAACAAAGACAAGAGCUUGAUCAUGCGCCGCGGAAUCCCUUACGGGACUGACUACAGCGAGAACACAAAGGACGAUAAGCGCGGUCUUUUGUUCGGCUGCUACCAGAGCAAUGUGAUGAACGGUUACGCCUGUAUUAUGGACAGCAAGUAUCCCCUACCUACUGAAGUGGGCGCCAUUAACGCGUCAACAGGAUGGAUCAACAACGAUGGGUUCCCCUUGAAGGAUUCCGGCCAGGAUGUCCUGGUGGCUCAACCCAUCAAGGGCGCUGUUCGUGAUUCUGACAAGACAUUGCACGCUAACCUGUACGGCUUGGAUGAGAGCGGCAAUCCCCACGUUCUGGACAGCAACAACCAGCCACCAGCGGAAAAGAAGAAGCGCUGUGACUUCCCCGGCUUCAUCAAGAUCCGCGGUGGUGAGUUCUUCUUCACGCCUCCCAUCUCUUUCUUUGAUAAGCUGGUCAACAAGGUAUAA